Magallana angulata is the source of this 5003-nucleotide messenger RNA. RefSeq lists its product as uncharacterized. Lineage: Eukaryota; Metazoa; Mollusca; Bivalvia; Ostreida; Ostreidae. Bases 298 to 4800 code for a protein of 1500 amino acids. The transcript has a single exon. The record is from RefSeq and is a predicted model, not a curated record.
UAUUUAUCUGUUUAUAGAAAGAUAACAAAAGUUCAACAGAAAAAAAUGUUAGAACAACCAAUUCCAUUGCUUCUGCAGUUGAAUCUGAGGUAAGAAACAAAAAUAUGUAAUUGAAAUUAUUUUUUUUUCUUGUUUACUUUUUUUCUUUUUUAAUUGUGUAGUUUUUAACUAUUCAUUUGAUUGUAGCCUUUACCUACCAGAACCCAAGAGUGUAAUAUUCCUACAUCAACCAUAGAUACGACGGAAGUGAGGACAGCCUCAAAUACACCUGCUGCUUCAGAAAAUGUAGCAGAAGAAAUGGAUAUCUCUACUUUUUCUGGAUUAGAAGUAGGAAACACACCUACAUCCGUUGUUGAGAUGGAAACAAGGGAUAUCCUUCCUGAUGUAAGGGAUGGAGAGAAAAAUACCACCUCUGUAGAACCGAAUGAAACAUCAAAAAAGGUUCGAUGUAGAUUAUGUAAUUCUUAUUUUGAUAACAGGAAAGAACUUAUCCAUCAUAGAUUAAUGGUGCAUUUAUCUGGAAAAGGAGAUUAUCCUUGGGAGGAAAAUGAUGCACCCUGGAUCAAAGAUGGGAAUGUUGAUCAUGAAUUAAAAGAGUUUUAUAAUUUAUAUAAUCCUUUAAUUAGGGAAUACACAGAGCAAAAAACUUUAAAUGCGGUAUAUAAUUAUCCCCUUUCACCUUCUUUUACACUUGAUGAUAUAAUGGUAUUUGCAAAUAAGAUUUACAAUUUACAACAAAAAGCAUUUCGCCUUAAUCUAGUGUUUGGGUACAUUUUAUUUAAUCAAGAACUAAAUGAAUAUCGUUAUUUUAAACCUUAUCAAAACAGUGAAAUAUUUGAUUUUCCUUUAUACAUAUCGAAACGUAAAGAUCUCCAAAAUUUUGAGAGGAAAUUACAAGAAAUAAAUAUCUGUAGUUACGUAUUGAAAGAUCGUCCUAACACAAAAUGGAGAGUAGUUUUAGUUACAAAUGUUACAUUUUUUGUUUAUUUUUUAAAGCAUAUUUUAGGUGCACCAACCUGUUUACCAGAGUAUAUUACAAUGAAAAAAAAUGCAAUUAUUAGCCUUCAUAAAAAUCCCAAAGAUUCAAAACUUUACAAGGAUAAUUUAUGUUUAUUUAGAUGUUUGGAAUAUCAUAAAUUAAACUCUUUUCGUGAUGCAUUUGAAACACGUGUAAAGAAAUGUUUUGAAACUUGGUGUGAGUUUAUGUUUGAAAAAGAAAUAUAUGAUGUUCGAUAUAUAAAUGUUACAUCAUUUCAAGGUGUAGCUUUAGAGCAUAUUCCGCUUGUUGAAGAAUGUUUUAAGGUUAAUAUAGAUAUUUUUGAAUUAGAUCAAGAAGCAAACACUCAUAUAGUUUACAAGUCUCCAUCCAUCUAUGAUGAUCAGAUGUACUUGAAUAUGUAUGAGAAUCAUUUAUCAUACAUAACAAAUAUGAAACGGUAUGCAAAUAAGUAUGUAUGUUCACUUUGUCAAAAACAUUUUACUACUUGCAAAAAACUCCACCGACAUGAAAAGGGGUGCUCAAAUAAAACACUUCAUAUAUUUCCUGGGGGAUUUAAUGAAAUAAAAAACACAAUUUUUGAAACAUUAAGAGAAAUUGAUAUUAUUAUUCAAGAAGAUGAUGAAUAUUUUCCAUGGUUCAUUGUUUUUGAUUUUGAAGCUAUUUUAGAAAAAAGCAGUGCUUGUAAAUUAACUUCUAAAUUAGAACUUGAAAGAAUUCAUAAACCCAUUUCAGUUAGCAUAUGUAGCAAUGUUCCUGACUUUGAAAUGCCGUAUUUCAUAUUAAAUGAAGAUGUAGAAACAUUAUUAAGGGAAAUGAUAACCUAUAUGGAUUCAAUUUCACUAAAAGUUUUUCAGUUAGCACAAGAAAAAUGGUCUAUUGUUUUUGAAAAAUUGCAUAGGCUUUUAGAAUUUUGGAAACCAAUUGGUAAAAAUCAAAGCAGAAAUAAUGAUGUUAAUGAAACAAGUGAAAGAUAUGCACUGGAGUGUCAAGAUUUCGAACCUCCAUCAAAACGAUUUCUUAAAAAAAUUCAGAAAAAAAAUGUUUAUGAAGAUUUUCAAAAACGUCUUGCAGAAGGUGAUUGGAAAAUUGAUUAUAACGAUCAUUCUACUGACUCUGAUGGAACUGAAAGCGAGACCGAGUCUUUGAAUGAAUAUGAUUUGGAAAGUGAAGAUAUUGUUAAUGAAAACAACAGAAUUCGAAAUAUGAUGUAUAACUAUGUUCAGAAAUUAUUAACAAAUUUUACAAAUUAUUGUAUGCAAACUCCUGUUUUAGGAUUCAAUUCAAGUAAAUAUGAUAUAAAUCUUGUAAAAAAUAAACUUACUAAAGUUUUAGGUAUGCAUGAAAAAAAAAAAUCUUAUGCUAUAAAACGAAAUAAUUCAUACACUUGUAUUGCAACUUCCAGAUUUCGAUUUUUAGAUAUGAGUCAAUUUAUUGCUCCUGGAACAUCAUACGCUAAAUUUUUAAAAGCGUAUGGUGUUGAAGAAGAAAAGGGUUUUUUUCCUUAUGAAUGGUUUGACAGCAUUGAAAAACUUAAUUAUCCAAAACUACCAGAGAUUGGAGACGCUUGGUUUUCAACACUUAAACAGAAAAGUAUUUUAGAUGAUGGAAAACAUUCUAUCGAAGAAAAUUAUUUAUUUUUAGAAGAAAUUUGGAAUCGAUUUAGUAUGAAAUCAUUUAAAGACUUUCUGCAAUGGUAUAACAAUUUAGAUGUAAAACCAUUUGUACAAGGAAUUAUAAAUUACUGUAAGUUAUACUGGGAAAAAAAGAUUGAUAUUUUCAAAAUUGCAGUUUCAAUUCCAGGAAUCGCAAGGUUGAAUUUGUUCAAUACUUCUCAAAAAUGUGGUGCUAUAUUCCCACUAUUUGACUUUUCAACUGAAGAUAUUUAUCGUUCUAUUCAAGACAACAUAGUAGGGGGUCCUUCUAUUAUAUUUACAAGAUACCAUAAAAGUGGUGAAACUUUCAUCCGUAACAAUAUUGAUAAACCAUGUGGUCGAAUUGUAGGAUAUGAUGCAAAUGCACUUUAUCUGUAUUGCAUUGGUCAACCUAUGCCUGUAGGAUAUUUUGUCAUUAGACGUGAAAGCAAUAAAUUUAAGGCAGAAAAGAAAACCAAAUAUUAUAAUAUGUACAUUUGGAUGAAUUGGUUAAUCGAAACACACGGAUAUAAAAUUUUACAUAAAUUAAAUAAUAACCGUGAAAAACGGAUCGGACCGUUUCCAGUUGAUGGAUAUGACCCUUUUACAAAAACAGUGUAUCAGUAUAAUGGGUGUUACUAUCACGGGCAUUGUUGUCAUUUAAAUCGAUCAAUGAAUAGUAAUGAACGACUGAAACGAUUUAAUAAAACAAAAGAUUGUGAGAAAUACCUAGUUGAUUCUGGAUAUAAAGUACAAUCAAUUUGGGAAUGUGAAUUUUUACAACUUUUAUCUAAAAACAAAUCUCUUCAACAUUUAUUAAAUAAGAGUACACCAAACUUUUAUAAGAAAUGUAAAGGCAGAGCUACUAUGAAUCAGAUACUUAAAUCAGUAAAAAAAGAUGAACUUUUCGGAAUAAUUGAAUGUGACAUUGAAGUGCCGUCAAAGUGGAAUGACAAUGAUAAACCAAAUACAAGUUUAUCUCCUGAAGAUUAUUUUAGUGAAAUGGCUCCUCUAUUUUGCACGACUGAAGUAGCAUUUUCAGAGAUAGGUGAACAUAUGCAGACGCAUGCAAAAGAAAUAGGACUUUCUGAAAAUCCAAGAACACUUUUGAUAGGAGGGAAUAGGGCAAACAAAAUAAUGCUUGCUACACCACUUUUAAAGAGGUAUUUAGAAAAGGGUUUAGUAGUAACUAGAAUUUAUACUGUUAUCGAAUCUGCAUUUAUGAAAUGUUUUUCGGAAUUUACUAAAAAUAUAUCUGAUGCAAGAAGAAAAGGAGAUCGUGAUCCGACUUUAAGUGUUAUAUCUGAUACAGUUAAAGUUGAAGGAAACUCUGCAUAUGGAAGUUUGCUUUUGAAUAAAGAUAAGUUUACAAAUAUUUCUUUUGUUGAAGGUGUGGAUAAUGCAUCAAAGAAAGUUAAUGAACCCUUAUUUAUGAAAUUAACGGAAUUAGAUAACACAAAUAAUUUCUUCGAAAUUGAAAUGGCAAAGAAAAAGAUCAUACAUAACAUGCCGAUUCAGCUAGGAUUUUUUGUUUUACAGUAUGCAAAAUUACGUAUGCUAGAGUUUUAUUAUGAUUUUUUAGAUCAGUUUGUGGAUAGAACAGAUUUUGAGUUUAUGGAAAUGGAUACUGAUAGUGCGUACUUUGCAAUUUCCGAAUCUAGUUUAUCUGACGUUAUUAAACCACAUUUAAAAGACAAAUAUUUUAGAACAAUUAAUGAAAAUUGUACAGAUAAUCAUAAUGUUGAUUCUGUUGUAUGGUUUCCAAGAAAAUGUUGUAUGAAACAUGCAACAUAUGAUAAACGUACUCCUGGGUUGUUUAAACUUGAAUUUGAUGGAGAUUCAAUGAUUGGUUUGUGUUCCAAAACAUAUGCAAUUGUAAAAUCUGAUGAGGGAAAAGAGGAAGUUAAGUUUUCUUCUAAGGGUAUUUCAAAACGAAGUAUUCAAAAUCCAAUGGAAACAUAUAAAAAAGUUUUGGAUACAAGGAAUGGAGAAGAAGGAUUAAAUCGAGGGUUUCUAUUAAAGGAUAAUAAAAUCUUUUCAUACAACCAAACAAGAAAUGGUAUUACGUAUUUUUACUGCAAACGGAAAGUUUUAGAAGAUGGUGUUCAUACUUCUACUUUAAAUAUAACAAUGACACCACGCAAAAAGCAAAAACUCGAAAAGGAUUAGAUAUAUUAUUUCCUUUUUUUUUUUUUUCUUUUUUUUUCAUUUGUUACUUAUUUGCAUACCAUUUCAUAUACACUUAUUUGUGAUUUUUUUUUUUUUAUGUAAACACAUUUAACAAUGUGUAAUGAUUUUUUUAUUAAUUAAUAUUUAUGAUGUAGUUAUUUACUACAGUCUUAAUUAAUUUUUUAAUAUUAUGUGUAUGAGUU